Molecule: messenger RNA, 3294 nt
Organism: Anarrhichthys ocellatus (wolf-eel)
Lineage: Eukaryota; Metazoa; Chordata; Actinopteri; Perciformes; Anarhichadidae
Gene: rundc1
Product: RUN domain containing 1
Exons: 6
Coding region: 148-1869 (573 amino acids)
Source: RefSeq, a predicted model, not a curated record
GGCGUUACACCUGUUUCUCCGGCGGUGAUCCUUGUUGUUGUCUGCGCAACGCCAGAAAACAAAUCAUCCAAGGAAAAGACAGUUGACAAACCGGAAACGUAGUUUAAACAGCUGGACUUUCAAACCUCCGCCCCGUCUUUUUUCAAAAUGUCCACGGAGGAGCUGUCAGCCUCGGACAGCGAGGCUGCCUUCGCCAGCGCAGGGGAGCGAUGGGCACCGGUCGGGGCCGUGGCCAGCCCGGAGGAUGAGAGCGGCAGCGGGAGCCCUGGCCAGCCGAAGAAGAGAGGCUUGUCCUCGGCGGCCACGGAUGAGGAAAUGGCCACCAGGCUGGAGAAGCUGGAAGAGGAGCAGCACCUGCUGAACUCCUCUCUCCUCGCGCUCACCUCUCACUUCGCCCAGGUGCAGUUCCGGCUGAAGCAGGUAGUUCACGCGCAGACCGAUGAGAAGGAGAGGAUGCUGGCCGAGCUGGAGGAGUUCGCCUUCAGGGGCUGCCCGCACGUGGUGGGCUGCAGAGCUCUGGAUGCCAAACAGCUGGAGAACUCGGGAGAUCUGAGUGAGAGGGACAAGAGGGAGCGCCUGGAGGCUCAGAGGGAGAAACAGAAGGAUCUCAUUUUCCAACUGAAGACACAGCUGGAUGAUCUGGAGCGCUUCGCCUACCAGGAGGGCAGCUACGACGCUCUGCCGCAGUCCGUCAUCAUGGAGAGACAGAAGGUCAUCAUUGACGAGUUGAUCGAAAAGCUGGACGUGAACCUGAACGAGGACAUCGGCAACUUGUCGCCCGAGGAGCUGCGACAGAGAGUGGACGCUGCCAUCGCUCAGAUAGUGAACCCAGCCAGGGUCAAAGAGCAGCUGGUGGAUCAGCUCAAGACCCAGAUCAGAGACCUGGAGAUGUUCAUCAACUUCAUCCAGGAUGAAGUGGGGAACCCUCUCCUAUCAGAUGGUGGACUCAGCCAGCAGCCACAAGCAGCGGGGACCAAUGCCAGAACUCCAGGACUGAAGAAGAAAGUGGACCCAGAGCAGGCCCAGAAGAUGCGAGAGACCGGCCUGCAGCUGAUCCAGAAGGCCCUGGCCGUGCUGCAGAUCUUCGCUGCGAGCCAGUUCGGCUGCGCCCCCGGCCACCUUCCUCAGAACAUGUGGCCUCAGGAGUCGACCCUGCAGAACUACGGGCCCCUGCUGCAGCGCCUAGAGGCGGCUGUCGACAAGGUGCGAGUGCUGGGCUCGUGCAGACAGCCGUCCCUCGAACACGUCGUCAACUACACCAGCAACGCGGCGCUGGGACCCCGCGACGAGCUGACGUCGUCGGUGAGGAAGGAGCUGGCGAUCGCUCUGAAGGACUUGUUGUCUCACGGCCUCUUCUCGCCCUCCCAGACCAUGAGUAUGGUGCUGGCGCCAAUCUCCUGCCUGCUGCCUUACAGACCGACCCCACAGACCAUGCACCCAUGGGAGCUCUUUGUCAAAUACUACCACUCCAAAAACGGGAAAGCCUUCGUGGAGACUCCGGCCCGCCAGCUUUCUCAGUCCUUCAGCCUCCCCGUGGCGGGCGGCCCGGUGACCGUCACCCCUAAACAGUCUCUGCUGUGGGCCGUCCACACUGUGCUGAAUGAGCACGGACGCUACAAGCGAGGACCGGACACCGAGUUCAAAGCGCUGGUGUGCAUGGCUCUGAAUGAGCAGCGGCUGGUGUCGUGGCUCAACCUGCUGUGUAAGUCCGGGACCCUCGUACACCCGCACUACCAGUCCUGGAGCUACAUGGCCCAGACCGGCUUCGAAGGAGCCCUGCGCAUCCUGGGCCGCAUCAGCCACCUCAAAUUCAACCUCCCAGUGGACCUGGCUGUCCGGCAGCUGAAGAACAUUAAAGAUGCUUUCUGAGGAGGCGACACAUCCAUGAAAACUAACGAAAACAUCAGCCUCAGAAAUCAAGUAUUUUACCCGCAAAAACAUGACUUUGUGCUUCAAGUAUGUAACCUUUUAAAGGUUAUUUAAGUAGCGACCCAUCUUAAGUGAAGUGUGUGAUGUCUUCUGUACAUGCAUGGAUGAUUAUGUCGUGUGACCUUCUCUUUAUGAUUCCAAAAUGAUGAUGCUACUCGUACUGUAAACAUGCCUUAGAUGGAGAUUGAGAUUUCCUCACCUUUAGAGAAGCCUUCCUGACCUUUGCGACCUGUGCUCAUCACACCGUAUCAUCGCCCUGUGUACAUGACGGCGUCCUAACCUAUGCAGCUAAGAGAGAGGUAGGAUGUGUACAGUAAUCAGUACUGUAAUGCGGUCGCCACUGAGACAAUCCAGGAAGAAAAAGUAAUCAGCCGAAACUCGAUACCGAGGUUUCUAAACAGCAAACUGUCGUUCACAGUGAAAAGUGCAGUGACUCUUCUGUUGUGGCGUUUGUUCGUUUGGUGGUAAAUCACGCGGAGCAGAUCGGUUGCUCUCUUGACGCACUCUUCGGACGUGAAGUUAAAGCGUUGUGUAACAUUGUCUGCAGACUCCAUUUUGAAACCUGUGAAGCUGUCAUCACCUCUUGCACGUUGUGUUUCAGGUGUUAGACCCUGUUUGAACUGCUGCUUCUCUCCUAUUCCAGGUUUAUUUAGGAUCAGAAUUAGAUGGCAGUGAUGUUGUAUGAUAAGAACGAUGUAACACGAUUGUAGGAUAUAAAAGGUUUUGUUUUGUUUCCUGUUUUUCAGAGAACUUUUUUCUUUUUAUUUUUAUUUUCGGGAGAUGGAAGAGUUGCACGAUUUCUAUCCUUAAAUACUGAAUGUUCAAACCAUAGAUGCUAUUAUACUGAGGUUUAGUUUAUAUCUGCUGUAUGUUGAACUGCUGUUUAUGGGACUAACACACACACUGAUGUGUGUAUCAAACCUUUGAUAAAAGAGGAUCACUGCGUCUGUACUUCCCAACAUAGAAACCUGUGCACUUUGUGACCUGCGUGCACCUGGAGACACAUUUUCAUCAUUUAUUUUAUGUUGCUGUGUAAACGCUUCUGUUUCGGUGUCGUAGAUAUGCUGCCAUAUUUAACUUCCUACAUUCCUAUUUUUGUUGUAGAGCUGUUUUAUUGGGAUUUAUGUAAGGAGACAUUUAUUUAUUUAUUUAUUUAUGGCUUAGCAUGUUUUAACUCGCCUCUGAAGUAGGUUGAACAUAUCAGAACACUGAGUUAAAGUAGCUAGAAACACACUGAAUCAUUUCAAUUUAUGUUGUUUUUAAUCACAAAUAAUAUAUUGGGAGAUAUGAAUUGUGUUUAUUUUCUUUAUUUUUAUCAAUGCAUAGCUACAGCUGUAAACAAAUUAAACUUAGUAAAUGAACCGC